Penicillium canariense is the source of this 1425-nucleotide messenger RNA. Its product is annotated as HAD-like protein. NCBI's taxonomy places the organism in Eukaryota, Fungi, Ascomycota, Eurotiomycetes, Eurotiales, Aspergillaceae. The coding region runs from base 1 to 1425 and encodes 474 amino acids. The transcript has 4 exons. The record is from RefSeq and is a predicted model, not a curated record.
AUGGUCCUAAGCAAUGCGGUGAAGCCCAGAUCAACAACCAUCCUGGUUGACCUCGGGGGGAUCUUCAUGCACCCGCAAGUUGAGAACAAGCUGGAAGCUCGUGACUCUACCCUUUCCUUGCGACGGAUCAUGUCUACUUCAGUCUGGAUGAGCUACGAAUGUGGUCGGCUCAGUGAGCAGGAAUGUUUCGCAAAACUUGCCGAGGAAUAUCAUUUUCAGGCAAGCGACCUGGCGGAGAUGAUCCUGAAGCUCCGCAAGACUAUCACCUACGACCAGGCUGUUGCUUCAAGUUUCAAAGAAGUCAAACGGACAGGAACACGCAUCUUUCUGGUGUCCAAUAUUUCAAAAGAAGACUAUGCUGCAUUGCGGGAAUCCUGGGAUGACGACUUUUGGUCCAUCUUUGAUGGCGUUUUUACGUCCUCUGCCCUCGGUGUUCGAAAGCCUAGCUUGCGCUUCUAUCGUCACGUCCUGCGAGUCACACGGGCAGUACCACACCAGACCUUUUUCGUAGAUGACAGACCUGAAAAUGUGCUCGCGGCGCUAUCUGUUGGAAUGAGGGGGACUUUUGAAACCGCAAAGCUCUACAGUACGCUCACAAACUUCAUCGGCGAUCCUGUGGCACGAGGUCUUGCAUUCUUGCGGCGUCAGAAGGGGGUAUUUCCGACAACGACCCAGCAUAAUGAGACGAUCGCUGAGAAUUAUGCUCCACUCCUGAUCUUAGAAGUGAGCCUAGUGAACCUCAAAUGCCCGCCCCGACUCUGGAAUUUCUUUAGUGGUGACCCAAAAUACACAAGUGACACCUACCCCGAAGAUCUAGACACGACGUCUCUUGGCCUUCUAACGAUCCCCCUUGACCCGGCAAUCGUCCAUUCUAUACUAGAUGAGAUGCAUGAUUAUAUCGACGAAGACGGAAACGUGCAGGCAUACUUCGACCACUCAAGGCCACGUGUCGAUGCUGUUAUAUCUCUGAAUGUUCUGACCCUAUUUCACAAGUAUGGGCGAAGCCACGAGCUUCCUGGCACAAUGGAAUGGAUCUAUAGCAUUCUGCUUAACCGAGCGUACAUCAAUGGGACGCGCUACUACCCCAACGCAGAGUGGUUCCUCUAUUAUAUGACACGUCUCCUUGGUGUUUCCAGUGAUCUUACUCUCAAGGAAAGGUUCGAACCUCCUCUUCGGACGCGGGUGGCUGAGCGGGUCGGGGCAAAUGGUGAUGCGUUUUGCCUUGGCAUGCGAGUAUUAGCAUGCAAUUAUCUCGGAAUCGAAAAUCAUCCUGAUCGCCAGAAACUCGUCGAUAUGCAGCUGGAAGACGGCGGUUGGGAAGCCUCUUGCAUGUAUCUGUUUCCUGGAGCUAAACGUGAGGUCGGAAAUAGAGGAACCAGCUCUGCGUUUGCCGUGAAAGCCCUUGAGGAUUGGGCUGAAAGAUGA